Molecule: messenger RNA, 1242 nt
Organism: Symsagittifera roscoffensis
Lineage: Eukaryota; Metazoa; Xenacoelomorpha; Acoela; Convolutidae
Exons: 3
Coding region: 1-1242 (413 amino acids)
Cellular component (GO): nucleosome
Molecular function (GO): structural constituent of chromatin; DNA binding; protein heterodimerization activity
Source: RefSeq, a predicted model, not a curated record
AUGGCCCGAACGAAGCAGACUGCACGAAAGAGUACCGGAGGAAAGGCACCCAGGAAGCAACUGGCUACCAAGGCUGCAAGAAAGAGCGCACCUUCCACCGGCGGUGUGAAGAAGCCUCACCGAUACAGACCAGGAACCGUUGCCCUGAGGGAGAUCAGGAGAUACCAGAAGUCCACUGAGCUGUUGAUCCGAAAGCUGCCCUUCCAGCGACUGGUCAGAGAAAUCGCCCAGGACUUCAAGACUGACUUGCGGUUCCAGAGCACUGCAAUCAUGGCUCUGCAGGAAGCCAGCGAGAGCUACUUGGUCAGCCUGUUCGAGGACACCAACUUGUGCGCGAUCCACGCCAAGAGAGUCACGAUCAUGCCCAAGGACAUCCAGUUGGCUCGACGAAUCCGAGGAGACUUCUACCACAACAGCUACAACUACAACACGAUGUCAGGCAAAGGAGGAAAAUCGAAGAGCGGCAAAGUUGGAGCCAAGGCCAAGACCCGAUCAAGCCGAGCUGGACUGCAGUUCCCUGUUGGAAGAAUCCACCGAUUCAUCCGCAAGGGCAACUACGCUGAGCGAGUUGGUGCUGGAGCCCCAGUCUACCUUGCUGCUGUGCUCGAGUACUUGACUGCUGAGAUCCUUGAGCUGGCUGGCAACGCUGCUAAAGACAACAAGAAGUCCAGGAUCAUCCCCAGACACUUGCAGUUGGCCAUCAGGAACGACGAAGAGUUGAACAAGCUGCUCCACGGAGUGACCAUUGCUCAGGGCGGUGUGCUGCCAAACAUCCAGGCUGUGCUCCUACCCAAGAAGCAGUCUUCGUCUCAGCCCAAGUCUGACAAGAAAAUGGCCCGAACGAAGCAGACUGCACGAAAGAGUACCGGAGGAAAGGCACCCAGGAAGCAACUGGCUACCAAGGCUGCAAGAAAGAGCGCACCUUCCACCGGCGGUGUGAAGAAGCCUCACCGAUACAGACCAGGAACCGUUGCCCUGAGGGAGAUCAGGAGAUACCAGAAGUCCACUGAGCUGUUGAUCCGAAAGCUGCCCUUCCAGCGACUGGUCAGAGAAAUCGCCCAGGACUUCAAGACUGACUUGCGGUUCCAGAGCACUGCAAUCAUGGCUCUGCAGGAAGCCAGCGAGAGCUACUUGGUCAGCCUGUUCGAGGACACCAACUUGUGCGCGAUCCACGCCAAGAGAGUCACGAUCAUGCCCAAGGACAUCCAGUUGGCUCGACGAAUCCGAGGAGAGCGAGCUUAA